AUGGCGAUGGAGCAGUUCGUCCUGUUCAUCUUCAUGUGUUGUCUGUCCUCCCGCUUCGCUGAUGCGUAUGAUCCGGUGGAUCCAAACGGGAACAUCACCAUCAACUGGGAUUUUCCGUCCAUCGAGCCCAAUGUGUACGCGGUCAAGGUGAGCAUCCACAAUUACCAGCUGUACCGCCACAUCGAGCGCCCGGGGUGGCGGCUGAGCUGGGUGUGGGCCGGCCACGAGUUCAUCUCGACCGUGAUCGGCGCGGAGACGACGGAGCAGGGCAACUGCACCGGCCGCCACGGCGCCAACGGCGCCCCUCCGCAUUGCUGCGAGAAGCAACCGGUCAUGAUGGACCUGCUGCCGGGCGCGCCGUACAACAGGCAGUCCGCCAACUGCUGCCGCGGCGGCGUGCUGUCGUCCGUCACGCAGAACAACAGGACGGCCACCUCGCAGUUCGAGAUGUAUAUCACCAAUUUCGCCCUCGACGAGCACGGCGACCCCAAGAUGCCGACCACCUUCAGCAUCGGCGUGCCGGGCUACACCUGCAGCAACGCCACCAACGUGCCGGCGACGAGGUCCAAGGUCGACGAGCAGCGGCACGUACAAGUUCUGCGGACAUGGCAGAUCAUCUGCUCGUACUCGCAGUUCAGGGACGCACCGUCGCCGUCCUGCUGCGUCUCCCUCACGACCUUCUACAACAGCACGAUCGUAGGGUGCCCGCGGGACAGCUGUGGCGGUGCAAACUCUCCCUCGGCGCAUCAGUGCCUCAGCGGCGGCGAGCAGUCCAAGGUCCUGGCGGCGCUGCCUGACGCCGACGGCGCUCCGCCCGUGCCAGUCAUCCGGUGCACGGAGCACAUGUGCCCGAUCCGGGUGCACUGGCACGUGAAGCAGAGCUACCGGGGGUACUGGAGGGUGAAGGUGGCGGUGACGAACUACGACGUCGUCAGCAACUACACCGACUGGAACCUGGUGGUGCAGCACCCCAACCUCCGGAGCCUGACGCAACUUUUCAGCUUCAACUACCAGCCCCUCAUCCAGUACGGCACGAUCAAUGACACGGGGAUGUUCUGGGGAAUCAAGAACUACAACGAGAUGCUGCUGGGUGACGGGAACGUGCAGACCGAGAUGAUACUGGAGAAAGACCCGAGCGACUUCACCUUCUCGGGGGGCUGGGCGUUCCCGAGGAGGGUCUACUUCAAUGGACACGAGUGCGUCAUGCCGCCGCCGGAUCAGUACCCUUCGCUGCCCAAUGCGGCCUGGGACGUGCGUGUCUCGGCGGUGCAGCGGUGGCUGGUCGCCGGCUCUUGUCUGCUCUCGUUGUCUAUGUUGUUUCUCGUGUAA
Molecule: messenger RNA, 1329 nt
Organism: Triticum turgidum subsp. durum (durum wheat)
Lineage: Eukaryota; Viridiplantae; Streptophyta; Magnoliopsida; Poales; Poaceae
Source: the annotation of a GenBank genome assembly